UGCUGCUUCUUCAGGGCAACAGGUGUGGCGGGGAGGUUGAAGGUGAAGGGGAUGCGUCAGGCUUGGGGCAAGAUGAACCAAGAAGUAGUUUUGGCAAAGCUGAAGAAGGAUGUUCGUUCCUUGCUCAUUUCAUCUAAGAUGGGCUUGGACCCCGAUGAGCUCAGGCGAGACUAUGUCAGAAUGUUGGGGCAUCCAAUGCCCCUGAAACUUCUGGGCUUCAGACACAUCAUGGAUAUGGUAAAGGAGAUGCCUGAUGUGGUGUCUGUUAGCUUCAGGGUAGAUGGCAGCCCAUUUUUAAAAGCUGUAAGUGACGAAUCCACCCGAAACAUUGAGGAGCUGGUUGCUAAGCAGCGCGUGUCUAAGAGCAACAAAAAGUCCAGGACAGGAGGUGUCAGCUACUUCUCACCCCGCUACUGUCAACAGUCUCCCGCUGUUGUCCUUCCCAGACGAGGUCCUGCUCCUGUGGCUCUACCUGCCCAGUUGAGGACACAGCUCCGCAUUUUGCUCUCCCAGGGUCCACUCAGAUUGUCCGAUUUGGAAACCAGCUUCCUGCGCUGCUUCGGCUACCCGCUGCGUGUCCACCACUACGGCUUCUACUCUACUGGAGAGAUGCUGGAGGCAGUGUCAGACCUAGUCGUUAUCCACCAGAGCAGGUUUGGCUCUGUUCUGACCCUGAGGGAACAUCUGCUGCCCGGACCGCUGCUCAGACCGUCUAACUUACCAAGGCCAACUGGACCCAUAAAGUCAGUAUUGCCAAGAACUGGCCAGCCAGCCUCCAAAGGGCCAGACAUGGAAACUCAGACACCAACAAUACCCCCAGUCCUGUUGAAGCAGAGUCCUCUGAGCCAUCCAGCUACUGAUACUACCUUGGACCCUGUUCAUAAAGAGUCAACAACUGUUGGUAACAAGACAGAUGUGGUGGAGAAGGACCAGGAAGCAGACAUAGAGCUCUGUCAGGAAGGUCAGCUCUUUCAGAAAUGUGUCCAAAAGCUGGAGGAGGAGCUUCGCCAGCGAAUAGUGGAAAAUGGAGUCGCUGGGACCAUUAGUCAGGAGCUGAAGGACAAGCUGCGAAAGGUUGUAGGUCAGACCAGAGGUGGAUUAUCGGUGCACGAUCUGCCUGCAGAGUACAAGAGGCUUUUUGGUGAGGAUGUUCCACUGCAACAAAGCGGCUUUGUUAGUGUCACUGAACUGGUCAGUGCCAUGAGUGACACCUUCCACCUGAAACCUGUAGUGGAUGACAAUGUGCAGCACUGGAUAGUCAUGGUGAUAAAUGACAGUGACAUUGCGCAAUCAGACUCAAAGGUGACUGAGAGAUCUGGUGACAGUGGGAAGCUGCCAAUUAUGAGCUAUGAAGAGUCUCCUUGGGAAGCCAAACUGGAAGGAGGCAACACUAAUAUAGUAGAAGAUGAUGAUAAUGAGGAUCUAAAGACCAAUGCAACCAACAAUUCCAAGAAUACCCACGAAAAGAUGUCUCAGAUGUACACUGCCAUUCAGGUGCAUUGCAGCCCUUCGGUGCCCCUGGAUGCCCUGCAGAGUCAACGUCUUAAACCACCAACACCCCAUGGUGCUCGAGAGCUGAUAGAAGUCCUGGUUGAACAGGCGGAGUCGCCAGGAAAUUUCUACCUCCGCUUCAGCGAGAGUAAGGAGUCUCAGGCUAUGGAAGACAUGAUGAUUGAGAUGAGACAAUGUUACACCUAUCCUGAGGUGUCAGAGCGUUACCGCCUCCCUGAAAAAUUUGUCAGACGGGGUCAAGUCUGCUGCGUGUCACCCAAAGGAAUGUGGUUCUACCGGGUGGUGAUCCACCAGAUCAUCAGCCCCACUCAGGUCGAGGUGUACUACGUCGACUUUGGCGACAUAACCGUGGUACAGAGCGCCAACCUCAAGUUCCUCAAGUCAUGUUAUUCUGAACUUCCGGCACAAGCUGUUCCAUCAUCACUGGCUGGAAUUAAACCAACCACUGGCAGUUGGACUGCUGAGGCAAGGGCUUCUUUCCAGAAGCUGUGCUCCGAACGCACCCUGGUGGGAGCUUUGGAUUGUUACACCAGAGGUGUGCUUCAGCUCUACCUGUGUGACACACAUACUGAUAUCGACAUCUACAUCCACACCAUCCUGGUGAGCCAGGGCCACGGGACAGCCUGCAGCCCUGCAGUUAGUGCAGCAUUGUGCGUCCAAAUCCGCCCAGUGAGUCUCUACCUCGGGGAGGGAAUGGUUGACUUGCCAGAGGUAGAAGAGGUAGCCACUUACGCACCCAAGCCAGCAAACAUGAUUGAACAGUCCAUGUUGAAUUCGCUCAAGGUUGAGGAGGAAGAGCUGCCUGACCUGGAGUUUAUUGAGGACAAAGAAGUUAGCCCCCAUAUCCAGGGUAUGGACGCCAACCCGUUCAAUGCUCUAAUAAAUGGCCAAACCUUCAGCUGCAGUGAAUUGGGCUCGGCUGUGGCCAACAAACCGCCUCCUACCAGCCCUUCCUGUCUGAUCCCCAGCCCUCUCGCCCCUCCACAUUUGAUCCAGACCCAGAAAAUCCUAACUCACUGUAAAGCUGAUGUUAAAACACUAAGCAUGACUCCUGCACCAACACCAAAAAAUGAGCAGCACUGGACAAAAGUCGCUGCCCACUCGUUGGUCGAGCCACCUCCGAUCCUGAGGACCCUGAGCCUCCACACCCCUGACCUGGCCCAAAUCCAUGACUGCACUCAGGGUCUACCCGUUUCUCCACUCCAUCUUCGACACUCAGGCCAUCUGUUUCCUGUGUUUGGGACCAGGUAGGACGUGUCUCCUGCAUCCAACACAACCAGAAUGAGUCAACCGA
Molecule: messenger RNA, 2806 nt
Organism: Etheostoma cragini (Arkansas darter)
Lineage: Eukaryota; Metazoa; Chordata; Actinopteri; Perciformes; Percidae
Gene: tdrd5
Product: tudor domain containing 5
Exons: 19
Coding region: 52-2763 (903 amino acids)
Biological process (GO): spermatogenesis
Source: RefSeq, a predicted model, not a curated record